AACGACCUGGUGCAUCUGUUUGUGAAUCUGCUUCUAAAUGACGAGGCCAAUAAAACAUGCACGGGUCUGCGAAUUAUGUACUGCCAAAUUGCCUGCCACUUUGUCUACUACGCUUCCGAAUACGUUCAAGACAUUUCAACCAAAGUCCAGAGUUACCGUCUGCGUGCCAUCGCAAGUUUCGUGUGGCCCUGUGUCACCAGCAACUUAAAUGUGGUCGAUUUGCAAGAGAAGUACACAGGUCUACAGGUCCUUGCCUACCUCAUCGCUCGCUUCUAUCCAAUAAUGGGCAAGGCGACUCCGCAAGUCUUCCUCUGCCUUGCUAAGGGUCCUCAAACUGAGGUGAAGAAGAUGGUCAAUCCCUCUCUCGACCUCCUUCUACCUGCCUGGGUUACAGGACUCGAAGAACAGAUUCCGGUUGAUCAACGCCGUAUGAUUUUGGAUCUUAUCGAGGUGACUGUACGAUGGGACAUGAAAUGCAAAUCGGAGCGUGCAGCUCUUGAGCAACAGCAGGAACAACAAUCACCAAACCAAAAUGCUUCCUCUUCUGCAGGUCCUUCGUCUAUCGGUGGUCCUGUAUCUCCAUCUUUGGUGCAUUUUAAUGACUGA
Hydatigera taeniaeformis is the source of this 606-nucleotide messenger RNA. The record is from the annotation of a GenBank genome assembly. NCBI's taxonomy places the organism in Eukaryota, Metazoa, Platyhelminthes, Cestoda, Cyclophyllidea, Taeniidae.